AUGGGAUGGGAUGAGAGAGAUCACGUGGUGGGCGCGUGCACGGCGUAUCUCUCCGGGGACCCCGACACCCGACCCGAACACUGCCUGUCCAAGGUGAUCGAGACCUUCGGCUGGCGGUGGGGCUUCGUCCUCUUCAGCUACUCCUGGCUCGUGUUCCUGUGGAUCGUGCAGGGGGCCCUGAUCCGCCUUUGCUGCGGCAAGCUUAAGCCAGUGGAGCGGGCUCGGGCCACGGCUACGGUACUGGGGAAGGUCUGGAGCUCCUUUCUGUUCGUGAACGUGGUGCUCGCUCCAGAGGAUGUGAGGGAGUGGCUUCUCUGGUUGCUGUGGUUCUCAAGCACGGGGCUCUUGAAGAUGCUGGAGACCGUGGGGAAGGAGCACUUCGAGCACGUGGUGGAAAACCCUCGUUUCGGCGUCGGGCACACCCUGAGGACGCUCGGUCUCCACGCCGCGGUGCUGUACCUGGGCGCCCACCUGGCCAGGCUCGGCUGGAACGAGUUCUUCGAGUGGGGCGGGGGACCCAUCGGCCAGAUCCUUCUCUCGCCGAGCCCGGCGGUGGUUGAUGGUGACGUCAUUGAGCUGAACGGCAACGACGGUUACGGUUAUUUUGGGGCGGCGGCAUCGACUUCGACGGAUCCGGAAAGGGGCGGGACGGGCUUUGCCCUCCUGCUGCUGUACGAUCUGGCGGUUAUCGCUACGGAGGUGGGGUUGUCGGCGCUCAAGUACACGUCCAACCUCCUCGAGCUUCACAAGGACCCUGACUCGGCCUACACCGAGGAAGGCUCCCUAGAGCAGACGGUAUUCUUCACGCGGCUGGGCCAGGCUAUCCUAGGCGCGAGCCGCACCGUCUACAUGUUCAAGUCGUGCGGGCACUGCGCGUUAGUGAGGAAAGUGUGCAUCCGCAUCAUGAGCACCAUCAACGGGGGGCAGACGUUCAAUCGCAUCCAUAGCGCGGCGUGUCGAAUUGUGCUUGCCAGGGAGAUGGAUGUCGCCUUCCCUGACGCUACGGAGCAGGAACUCAAGACCAUGGCCGCGGACGAGUCCUGCGCUAUCUGCCUCAAGACCAUGACCUCGGCCAAGAGGGCAUCAGCCGAGGUCCCACAAAGUUACGGGGGGGGGCGUGGGAACGGCCGCCGUACGCGAGAGGCGGCGUCAGGGCAGGAGGAUUCGCCACCACCACCAUCCUCAACGGCAGCGGGAAGCACCGGCGGUGGCGGUGGCGGUGGCGGCGGCGGCGGCGGCGGGGCGAGGCGGAGGGCGGCCGGCGGCGGUGAUGGUGAUGGUGAUGGUAACCGUCGUCGCCUGGAGGCCGUGGCGCAGCAGCUGGUGGAAAUAUUUCCGAGCAUGGGGUGGGGCGAAGCCCUCAACGCGGCGCGCCUGUCGAACGGGUCGACGACGCAGGCCGUCGAGUACGCCCUUAGCAUCCACAGCAGUUCGUGGAACGCGAGCCCGCGAGGUGGUCAAGCGGCGGCGUCUCGGGGUGGCGGUCUCGCGGUUGGCGCUUCGGGGCAAGGAGUGGCGGGAGUGGAGGGCAACCGAGCUGGGCGACGGUGGUGGGAGUGACGGUUACAUGUAACGCCUGCGGCAAGAGAGGGAGGUUCGGCACGGUAUAUACAUUCACACGGAAUGCUGCUGUGUUGCCGUGAGGACCUGAGGCCAAAGAGCGAAAUUUUGGAUGGGUUACGAGGUGGCCUCUGUGGUCGGCAGGUUGAUGGAAAAUAUGCGCACCUCUCUCGUAUCUCCUUGAUCGCCGGUAGUUGUUUUUCCCUGUGGCGGGUGACAAGAAAGACACAGCCGUUGUUCGGCGUAUCGAACGACAAAUCAGCGAGCGUCAGUUUUUGAGCCGCGAGCCGUGUUUUACAGCGGCGUGGGAUGGGUUUGGGAUCCAGCUAUCUCGGGCUUCAAGUCGCUGCGUUUGUGGAUAGACUUCACGAUUUUUGGUGUGGGGUAGGGGAUAUAGACUUGACGCUUUACCCUAUUAAUGGGUUGUCUUGCGCGACAGGUGCUGUAGGGGUAUAGGAUGAUGGAUGGCGGUUUGAGCAGACGCUUGGGUGGCUCGUUCGAAGCCUUUCCCAGCAUUUCAAGGUAGAUGUAGUCUGGACACAGGCCUCGUUCCGCACAGCCCCGUGUAGCUAGCUUAGUUUGGGGGAUGUCACCUAUCUCGGUAUUUUCGUGACUACUUACCUCCGUUCUUAAAGCGUGCACCAGCUACGUUGUAAGCGCAAGACUGGUAAGUAUCGUACGAAGCAUCGGGAUUUGAAACCAACGUCAAGCUGUCGAAGGUGCUGGAUAGGUACUUUAGGUCCACGUCGAGGAGUGUGUGCGGGCGUUGGGUCUCUUUUUUUGGUGCUCGGCUUCGAUAGGCGCGCGGGUUGUUAUACUGUACAUGAAGGGUAUCGCAGACUUGAGGAAAAUAACGUCUAGCUUGAGAGGGUUUUGCUGCUGUACAGCAUAUUUGUGUGUGUUGAACGCAAGGACGGAAUGAUGUAAUUUUGUCAGCUUUGGCGUGGCGUGAAAGUGGAGAUUUUCAGACGCAAAUUGCGACUGUUACAGGCCCG
Molecule: messenger RNA, 2555 nt
Organism: Ectocarpus siliculosus
Lineage: Eukaryota; Phaeophyceae; Ectocarpales; Ectocarpaceae
Source: the annotation of a GenBank genome assembly